Molecule: messenger RNA, 3548 nt
Organism: Oncorhynchus kisutch (coho salmon)
Lineage: Eukaryota; Metazoa; Chordata; Actinopteri; Salmoniformes; Salmonidae
Product: rasGAP-activating-like protein 1
Exons: 21
Coding region: 144-2645 (833 amino acids)
Biological process (GO): regulation of GTPase activity; negative regulation of Ras protein signal transduction; cellular response to calcium ion
Molecular function (GO): GTPase activator activity
Source: RefSeq, a predicted model, not a curated record
AGCCUACUGUACAUUGAAAACGAUAGAUCAUUGAUUAUAACAUAGGCACGAUACGCCGUCAUGCGCAAAAGGUGCCAGAAAUGAAGAGGACCCAGUUGCGGAGGAGGCGAGCACCAUAGGGAGCACCGUUGAAAGGAUCACGGAUGUGCAGAUUAAAUAAGUGGCAAAAACAUUCUCAUUUGUCAAAAAUGGCCAAAAACACAUCCCUAUAUUUCCGUAUUGUAGAGGGCAGGAGCCUUCCAGUCAAAGACGUCUCUGGGACCAGUGACCCAUACUGCAUUGUAAAAGUUGACAAUGAAGUUGUGGCCAGGACAGCCACAGUGUGGAAGAACCUCAACCCUUUCUGGGGAGAAGAAUACACACUGCAUCUCCCGACGGGGUUCCACUCGCUCUCCUUCUAUGUCAUGGAUGAGGACACCAUUGGCCAUGAUGACAUCAUUGGAAAGAUAUCUCUGAGCAAAGACACCAUCGGGGCCAAGGUUAAAGGGCUGGAUAACUGGCUGAAUCUGACCCGGGUGGACCCGGAUGAGGAGGUGCAGGGGGAGAUCCACUUUGGUCUGGAGCUUCUCAGAGAUGCCAAAGGUAUAGGACUACGAUGCCAUUUCAUAGAGGCCAGAGACUUGGCACCAAGAGACAUUUCUGGAACCUCUGAUCCCUUUGCCAGAAUCCUCUUCAAUAACCACAGUGCAGAGACUUCGAUCAUUAAAAAGACUCGUUACCCACACUGGGGUGAGACCCUGGAGUUGGAGCUUGAGACAGAGGAGCUGUCUGAGGGAGGGACUGUCACAGUGGAGGUCUGGGACUGGGACAUGGUGGGCAAAAAUGACUUCCUGGGAAAGGUGGAAAUCCCUUUUGCUUGCCUGCAUAAGACACCUCUGGUACAGGGUUGGUUUCGUCUGCUGCCCCUGGGAAACAAUGAGGAUGAUGCUGGAGGUAAGCUGGGUGCGCUGCGACUGAAGGUGCGUCUGGUGGAGGACCAUAUUCUUCCCUCCACGUACUACCAGCCUCUUAUUGACCUGCUGGUGCAGUCAGUCAUCUCUCCUGCUGAGGUGGAGGACGGCAGCCCCCUGACCAUGCUGGAGGAGGUGACCACAGUGGAGAGCCGGCAGGACGUGGCCAUGACCCUGGUCAAGAUCUACCUGGGGCAGGGCCUGGUGGUGCCCUUUCUGGACUACCUAAACACCCGCGAGGUCAACCACACCUUGGAUCCAAACACCCUGUUCCGGUCCAACUCUCUAGCUUCUAAGGCCAUGGAACAGUUCAUGAAGGCUGUGGGGAUGCUGUACCUUCAUGAGGUCCUGAAGCCCAUCAUUAACCGCAUCUUUGAGGAGAAGAAGUACAUUGAGUUGGACCCGUGUAAAAUUGACCUGAACAGAACCAGGCGUAUCUCAUUUAAAGGUGCGGUGUCUGAGGCUGAGGUGAGGGAGAGCAGUGUGGAGAUGCUGCAGGGCUAUCUGUCUAACAUCGUGGAGUCCAUCAUUGGGUCAGUUACCCAGUGUCCACCUGUCAUGAGGGUGGCCUUCAAACAGCUGCACAAGAGGGUGGAGGAGCAGUUCCCUGAGCCAGAGAAUGAGGAUGUGAAGUAUCUGGCCAUCAGUGGGUUUUUCUUCCUGCGUUUCCUGGCCCCUGCUAUCCUCACACCCAAGCUCUUUCACCUGAGGGACCAGCAUGCAGAUACACGCACCAGCAGGACACUGUUACUACUGGCCAAGGCAGUGCAGAGUGUGGGGAACCUGGGUUUGCAGCUGGGCCACGGUAAGGAGCUGUGGAUGGAGCCCUUGCAUCCCAUCAUCCUUUAUAGCGUGGCCUCUGUUAAAGACUUCCUGGACAAGCUCAUCGACAUUGAUAGCGUGUCAGAGGUGCCCCAGAGGGCUGUGUUCCUGCCCUCAGUGACAGUGAAGGAGGGCUAUCUCCAGAAGCACAAGGCCGAAAGCCCCCAGCUCCUGUCCCGCUUUUCCUUCAAGAAGCGAUACUUCUGGCUGAGCAGUGAGACACUGUCCUACGCCAAGACCCCGGAUCCCUGGCAGGUGCGCUCCUCCAUCCCCAUCCAGUGUGUGUGUGCUGUGGAGAGAGUGGAUGAGAAUGCCUUCCAACAGCAGCAUGUGUUGCAGGUCGUCACCCAGGACAACGAUGGACAGAUGCACACCAUCUAUACCCAGUGCAAGAAUGUGAAUGAGUUGAACCAGUGGCUGUCAGCCAUCAGGAAGGCCAGUAUCUACAACAGGCGCAUGCUGCCCUCCUUCCACCCAGGGGCGUAUCGAAGUGGCAAGUGGACCUGCUGCCUACAGGCUGACCGCGCAACUUCAGGUUGCAGUCGCACUCACUCUGCAGUGACUCUGGGCGACUGGAGUGACCCAUUAGAUCCAGACGCAGAGACCCAGACCAUCUACAAACAGCUUCUUCAGGGAAGAGACAAGCUCAGGAAACAGUAUGUGGAGGUGGAGGCUGAGAUGACCACAGAGGAAGAGAAUAGAGUGAACUCUGGGCUGCUCCCUGAUGGAGCAGACUGUAGUGUGGAGCUCCUGAAGCACAGGCAGGCUGCAGCGGUUCGGCUACUUGGAGUGGUUCUGGAUCUGGAGCAGGCCCAUGCCACCUUCCAGCGACAGGAAAGAGUGGAGGCUGGUAGCCUCAUCCUCACCCCCUAGAUUGGCCAUUCCCUGGAGCCUGAGCCCGGGUCUGAAGGGGAGAGCAGCGUCCUGUAUCAGACUCAAUGGAGUAGGAAAACUAAGUGACCACAGAAGGAAGGCAGCCUCUCCCUGCUCCCUGUCAUGUUGUCUGUUACAUGUGAUGUCUAGAGGAACUCUCUUCUCAUCCAGAUCACUUCUUCAUAAGCCAGAAUGAAGAGGAUACCCAUUCUGUAACAUCUUUUUCCUGGGACGUUUGAUAUCACACACACAGGUUUUCAGCUGUGGCAGAGAAGUUAUCUAGUGAAAUAACUGAUUGCCACAGGUUUUGCAUUCAGAUGAACUGCCACAUAAACUUCUGCUACUCUCCCAAAGCUUGGGUUCUUAUCGAUUGAGCAGGACACAAACUGUUAUGUGGAACUGAGCUGAAGCAGGGGCACGCAUGGAGUGUGUCAUUCCGUGGUACUGCAUUAUUGUAUGGCUAUCAAGGAAUGCAGUGCAUGCCCUGCAUCCAGCGUCUGUGAAAUGUGAAGAAUUUUGUUUAUAUUCAAAUCAUUAUAUGGGUCGUUCCAGCAAUUCGGUGCCUUUUAUGAAGUGGUAAAAAAAGUAAAAAUACUUUGGAUUUUAGCAUUCUGUCAUAAAGAGCACACGUUUUCCCAUCUCAAGAGGUUCAAUUAAAACAAUUACUAUAGUAAGUGCCUUUUAAAUGUCAAAUAAAGUAACAGGGUUGACCACAACAGGGUUGCGAAUUUCAUCUUAAAAUCAGCCAUAAAUCCCCUUUUGACAGAGGGAAUGGAACAGGGAGUGGCAAUUGAAUGCAGGCUUCCCAUUUGUAUGUAUUUGUUGUUACAACAUUUCUAGCCUGUCUAUGGGUAACACUAAUAAAUAAUAAUCUUCAGAAAUUACUUUUUCAGAGCAACAAUA